This is a messenger RNA of Ooceraea biroi (clonal raider ant), 3579 nucleotides long. RefSeq lists its product as uncharacterized. The record is from RefSeq and is a predicted model, not a curated record. NCBI's taxonomy places the organism in Eukaryota, Metazoa, Arthropoda, Insecta, Hymenoptera, Formicidae. Gene Ontology annotation, molecular function: G protein-coupled receptor activity. Gene Ontology annotation, cellular component: membrane. Gene Ontology annotation, biological process: G protein-coupled receptor signaling pathway.
CAGCACGUGGUAUCAAAGAGAAGGAUAUACAUCGGGGUGGUCGGUCUUCUCCCGGCCAAACGGCGACGACCCUCGCUCGUCGUCGUUCAUUCGCGCGCGCGGAUUCGAGAGUUCGCGAAAGCCGAACAAUAACACCCCGACCGGGUUCCACCACCACCACGAGUAGCACGAGUUGUAACGAGUGCAGCGCGAGCGAGUCAUUUUUAUACAUAAUUUUCGAGCGCACACGUAAUUUUACCCGGCAGGUCUACAUUGCUAAGUUUGGAGUGAGGAUUCUGCAUCUUCUUUCUCUCUUCUGGAUCCCUCUGGAUCACUCAUCGGCGCGGGAGGAAUGGCGAUGAAAAUCAGUGACUUUUAAUUUCGCCUCCAAGAUGGGCUCGGGAUGGACACGUCAUUCGGGCCUUCAGGAACAACCGGCAUUAUAAAAUCACAGAUAGGGAUCCAGCGGCCCAGGAAGGGCGGUAGAUUCACUUGAACGGGAGCUUUAAUCUCUCAAGAGAAGAUAUCCGAAAGCAAGAAAGCAAAGCACGUGGGAGGAAGAGGAGGAAUGGGCCCUUGGGCCUUCGGCGUGCCUCUCAUCCUCUCUUCAACUGUGGGUCUCUUCUUGAAUGGCUGCGUUCUCCUCGUUGUGCUAGGCCUUGGUAAACAGACGCAGCAACAGCAGACGGCGAACACUUUGUUGCUGAUCCAUUUGGGCGCCGUGGAAGCGGCGGUGUGCCUGAUACUGCUGAUCUUCACCACGAGCUCGUGGCCGGUCGCCGGCACUUGGUGCGUUCUUCACGGAUUCCUGCUGGCGCUCUUACAUCCGGUCGCCCUCUGGACCGUCACCGGAUUAAACUGCGACAGGUAUUACGCAAUUGCUGCACCUCUGCAUUACGCCGCUUUGGUCUCGCCGCGUCGGGUCGCCGUUGGAUUGGCUGCUUCUUGGACGGGUGCACUACUCCUGUGUCUGCCGCCCUUCUCUGGUCUAGUACCGCCUUACAGGUACAGUCCAGGGUUGGGUUGCUGCGCCCCGGAUUUCGGGAACGACACCUGGGGAUCCGCCGCGGCGCUCUACGGCGCCGUCUACGCCAUCCUGGGUCUUGGACUGCCGGCCGUCCUCGUGACGGUCUGCAAUUUACGCGUGCUAGGCAUCGCACGAUACCAUCGGCAUCGUAUUGCCAGUGCGAUCUACGAAGUCACCCUGAGCGCCCAGGUGACCAUAACUCAUCAGCGAAACCCAUUCUUCGUGCCAACCGUCACCGCACCUUCCGCCGGUGGACCGCCACGUUUUCGCAGUGCCGCUAGCACGGUGAUGCAGCUGGUCGGUUCUCUCUACGUGCUCUACUUUCCAUACUGCGGACUCAUCCUCUGGGAGGCCUGCAGCGCUGGUAAUCAGCACCGUCUUCACGCACAUCCCAGAGUCGCCUCUGUGGCGUCUCUCCUCCUCGCGUUCUCGCCACCCAUCAACGGCCUCCUCUACGGUUUGAAAUCACAGACCCUGCGACGAUCCGUGCAGAACUACUGGCGGAAAAAGGCGACCAAGUCGGAGCUGCAACAGGAGAUACAGGCGAGAACGCCAAGCGUUGCGGGCUCGAGACGGCCUUCCGGCAGCGGGAACGUUUCCUUCUUCCCUUUCCCGCCCUUACAGCGGAGGCUCAGCGAGGCGUUGCUGGCCCUCGGCUCGUGCAGAGCCGGGAGUAGUUUCGAAAGCAAUAAUCUCGGAUUCCAGCGCGGCAGAUUGCAACCCGCCGCCUCGUGCAACACUCUCCGAGUGCCGACCACCGAAUCAGGUGAGCCGAGCAAAUUGGUGAGGGCGAGUGCGAGCGCCGUCAGUCUGAUGGGCCCUCAUUAUCGGAGUGACUUUAUCGGGGCGGAUUUGGGCGCGGGAUGCUCCAUAGCUAUGUGCGAGACCCCGAGGAGAAGCCCGAGGAUCCUCAUAACGCGCGCGUACAGCGAGGAGAGCCAGGAUGGGGACAGCCCGCUUCUCAGGAAGACCUUCAAUACCAAUACUAACCCUCCGCCGUGUGAAAAACGCCGAUGGCGGCACUGCAGCACCGGAAGCGAGAGCAGCACGGGGAGCAGCGAUGCGAGCGUGUGGACCACUGGUGUAACCCCCAAGUACGCCAAGGGUAACGCGAAGAGUAACUCGGCGGACGGUUCCUCGUCACGGCGAUACGCGCACGGCAAGAAUUUAGAAGAAGGCGCGCUAUCGACUGCGGUCAGGCCGAGCAACAACAGCGAAAGUAGCGAUACCACGGACACAACUACCGCCACGACAACGACCACCACGCUGCUUAAGUCUCUUACCAUAGAAAAUAGCGGGCAGAAGGACAAGGUGAACGGUAGCAUGAAGAAGAGAGAAUUAAGCGAAAGCGAGAGCAGUUGGAGCAGCGUCGAGGAGAUAGAGACCAAGGCGAUGACCGAGAGGAACGACGAGGACGACAGUCUCGAGAGGUCGAAGGAGGAGCCGCAGGCGAGGCUUCCGCGGCGAAAAUCGAAGGGCGGCGGCCACGAGUCCGAGAUUGCAGAGGACCAUGAGGAAGCCGCGCAACUCAGGCCUCUUCUGACUCCCUCCUCUUAAACCUACCCCCCUAAACGUAUUUUCUUCUGGCUGAUUCGUUCACGUCCUGGAGAAAAUGAGAUCCCGCCGCGUAUAUUUAAGCGACACCGAUAUACACGGCGCUCCGAGAGGUUUCGAGGUUUUAAAAUAUCCGGCGAGCAUCCAAUCGCUUAUUUCGCGAGCUCGCAAAAGACGAGAAAUCGACCGGUCAAUUGCAAACGCCAUUAUUUUGAUAACUCUGUCCGCGCGAGAGGGAAAGAGGAGGUACCUGGAAAGUAACUUGUCAUACGAGGGACGAUCACAGUCGUUUCUUAUGUUCGAAUAACGGUAAAACGGUGUAAAAAGUUCGAAUGGAAACGUGGAUUCGGCUCUUUACGCUCGACGUUAAUAUAUCGACAUAUCCUGAAAAAUUAUAUUUUUGUACUUUCACUCUGCACAACAUGUGUUACACGUAAACGCAACGUGAACGUGGUAUCAUUCUUUACAACAAACAAAGAACGAAGAAUCGUUUAAUCGUCGGCGCAAACUGAUCUCGGAAAGUCUGCUGGCUCUCGCUUCGACGGAUAGGAGGGAGAAUUAAUUGUCGAUCGUGCUCAAUCAUCAUCGACGAAAGUUUGCGUCAGCGACGAAUUCGCGUGAACCGAUCCGCGAAAGAGUUCCGGUCCAAUUUAUCUUUAAUUUGUUGAAACGAGUCGUACAAACUCGCGGAGCAGCGUAAGAACGGACACCCGAGAAAGUUUCUUUUGACGAGAAGUGGCAACGACGUUGAAUCAAAGGUGAAAGUUCCAAGGAAUGUUCAGACGUUAAGUUCAUCGGCUAUUUCACGAAAGGAAACGUGAAUCUCACAAUUCUGUCUUUUGUAAAGGUCAAGUUCCGCUCGGUAGUUGAGAUCGCAUUCAUCGACGUGAAAUUCCAUGGCUCAUUUAUGACUGAUUACGAUUGCCGCGCGAUAAUUAUAAUAUUAGUAUUUUAGGUAACAGUAAGCGACAACUGUAGCCGGUAGCGUAAGUAGCCGUUGGAAUUGACGCAAAAAAAAA